Messenger RNA from Helobdella robusta, 492 nucleotides. RefSeq lists its product as hypothetical. The transcript has a single exon. NCBI's taxonomy places the organism in Eukaryota, Metazoa, Annelida, Clitellata, Rhynchobdellida, Glossiphoniidae. The record is from RefSeq and is a predicted model, not a curated record. The coding region runs from base 1 to 492 and encodes 163 amino acids.
AUGAAGCACUUACUUAACGAUGACGUGGACUUUGAUGGUACUUAUGACAGCAACAACAACAACAACCAACACCAACAACAUCGUCACACAUCUCACUUAUCAUUCCAACAACAACUCGCCAACGAAUUCAGUAAAAAAUGGAAUGAAGAUGAACCGAAAGCAUUUGGAAAAGAACUUCAAGACAAACUACAACGGCCUCGCCACCAAGCAGACGAACAACCAGACGAAUUGCGAGAUGAACCGGCACCCCAACCAAUCCGACAACAACAACAGCAACAUACAAAAUACCAGCAACAUUACAUAAACAAUCCGUGUUUGAGCAGUGAGAAUUCGACAUCGACAGAAGAAAGACACGAACAACUUCAACACACCAUCAGAGAACUCACUCAACUGCCAUUUCUUCAAAUGGAGAGUGAGUUUGUCAGCCAUGCUAACAGAUUACUAAGCAAUCUGUCUGAUAGAAUUGAUGCUUACGUAGGUUUAUUUAUAUAA